Scatophagus argus is the source of this 1091-nucleotide messenger RNA. Its product is annotated as CYTL1 domain-containing protein. Gene Ontology annotation, biological process: positive regulation of transcription by RNA polymerase II. The transcript has 4 exons. The coding region runs from base 42 to 371 and encodes 109 amino acids. NCBI's taxonomy places the organism in Eukaryota, Metazoa, Chordata, Actinopteri, Scatophagidae. The record is from RefSeq and is a predicted model, not a curated record.
AGGGAAGAAUCGUAAAAGAAGACUCGUAUAUGGAUGAGUGAAUGGAGAGGCUCACAGCUUCUACUGGUAACCACCUUUGGAUCUGUAAAAAUUACAUCAGUGACAACAGCAACAACAACACAAAAGUGUCUGUAUCUGCUCUGCCACACAUGCAUUUCAAUGUGACCUCUCGGCAGCCUCCAGGCAGUCGGUCUGAUGGGAGAGCAUCCUGCAUGGAGCUUUUAGAGGCACUGACACCCCAGGCCACUUCAGUAAUGGAAGUAUCCAGAAACCACAGGGGUUCAGAAGCUAAUGAUCACCUUGACUUAAGGCCAAAUACUUGUCCUGCCAACAUGCUGCUUUCCAAUGCUCGGCAGCACCUGCAGUGUUAAACAACAAUGUGAGGUGCACAUUUUGCAGCUACACCAGGAGACAGCAGAUUUAACUGCUAAGUUGUAGUACUAGUGUCUGGUAUUAAACUUAUUUUAUCUCAUGCUGUUCAUUCAUAAUGUAUCCCCUCAGCAGACUCCGGUGCCUGUACAAUGCAACAUGUUAGGCUUACUAGACCUUUUAUAUCAGGAUGCUUGGAGGAAUUAUAUUUCGUUUUUUGAGAAAACCAUUGCCUUUGUGAGACAUUAUUUCAUUUCUGUGUAGUUUUUUUUUUGAGGGAAAAAUUGCACAUGAAUGGAGCUUACCACGGAGUGAUGUCUUGCUCUGCACAGAAAUGAAAUGCCUCACUAAGAUUACAUAAUAACUGAACAAAAGAGGGACUCCCUGAAGCAAGAGAAGCUUUGACUCCACAAUGCUUCAGACUUUUGUUAAUGCACUUUUUCUUUUCCUUUGACAGUUACGCAAUUACCUUUUUUUUUUACAGUAGCAUGUUAUGUCAUAGCAGUAUUUGAGAGCUUAGACAUGAAAUGAAGCAUUCUACAGGGAAUAAAGGGAGAAGUGGACAUUAUUACUCCGUGGUCGAGCAGCUGAAGUAAACAUAGAAAAGAUAUUGAAGAUAUCUGGUUAUGUAAAUUACUUAAUCCUUGCCAACUUUUGUUUUGAUGUUAUCAAAAAUUUCUGGUAUAUAAAAAUAAAUCAACAACCUUAAGAUUAAAUUAAGG